AUGGCCAAGGACCGAAGCGAUAAGGAGAAGAAAGAGAAGAAGGAGAAGAAGCGAUCGGAGACCGAUGGUGUGCACAAAAAGUCCAAGAAGGAGAAGAAGAAUGUAGACCUUCUCGAGAAAGCUGUGGAGCAGGAAUUGGCCUCCAGGACGCCAGAUGCCGAUGCCGUCAUGGUCAAUGGCGAUGGUAGCGAAGAGCGCCCUCUUGGAGCUUUGGUGCCUUUCGCAAACCCGCUCGCAGAGGACAAGGUCGCGAAGAAGGUGUUGAAGAGCGUAAAGAAGGCUGCUGGAAGCAAGGCCCUAAAACGAGGAGUAAAGGAAGUUGUCAAGGCCGUCAGAAAAUCUCCAACCCCUUCAGCGAAUGCAGCAAUCACCACGCCAUCUGCCAUUGUUGUACUAGCUGCAGAUAUAUCUCCAAUGGAUGUGAUAUCCCACAUUCCAGUUCUUUGCGAAGACCAUGGAAUCCCUUACAUUUAUGUCUCCUCCAGAGCCGAGCUUGGAAACGCCGGUGCUACCAAACGGCCAACCAGUGUCGUGAUGGUCCUUCCAAAGGGAGGAAAAAACAAGAAAAAGGACGAGAAAGAAUCCGAUGAUAAGAAAGAGGACUACUCAGCAGUAUACGAUGAGCUAGUCAAAGUUGUCCAGAAGGAGACCAAGAAGGUCAAAAUAUAG
Molecule: messenger RNA, 669 nt
Organism: Trichophyton verrucosum HKI 0517
Lineage: Eukaryota; Fungi; Ascomycota; Eurotiomycetes; Onygenales; Arthrodermataceae
Exons: 2
Coding region: 1-669 (222 amino acids)
Biological process (GO): rRNA pseudouridine synthesis; ribosome biogenesis; snRNA pseudouridine synthesis
Cellular component (GO): box H/ACA snoRNP complex; nucleolus
Molecular function (GO): box H/ACA snoRNA binding
Source: RefSeq, a predicted model, not a curated record